UUCUCAGACUCAACUUUGAGUCUCCUCAACUUUUGUUGAAGUUAGGAACAUUAUUGUUUAUACGCAGUACAUGCAGCCUUGAAGAUUAUCGGGAUUCUAGGUUCCGCUACCCCUCUAUCUUAUACCGUGAAGUAUGUAGAUAACGUUAUCGAUUACCAAAAGUGCCCCUCCAUCCGUUGUUCUCUCAGCCUUACCCAGGCUUUUUUUUUCUUAGCCUCGAAACUCAUCAGAUACCUAUAUUCAAUACUUCCUCUGCCAUGCAUAGACGCGGCCUUAACACCUCAUUUUUGUCAAUUGAGAGCUAGUUUCUACUACACACUCGAAACUACCUAAAAUAUAUUAAUUAAUAUUUAUUAAUAUGUCGGCUGUCUCACCAUUUCUCGACCCUGGUCCUCGGACGACACAGAAUACAUUGGUUCUAGCUCAUCUAUCUCGAGAUAGCAUCCAGCCCAUUUACUUAAAAGAUACUUCUGGUACAGCCGAUGGAUAUGUUGAAGGUCCAGUUUUGAAUACACGAUUUGGCUCAUUUCCACAUUCAACUUUACUCGAUAAGCCUUGGGGUUCGCAGAUACGUGCCUCAGUUGUAGACACAGGUUCUAGAGGUAGAAAGCUGAAGCUUCAACGUGAAGGUGAAGAGCUAGAUAAUAGCGUAGAGGACGUCGUAUCAAGCACAGCGGCAGCCAAAGAUGUCAAGACGGCACCGAGUGGCUUCAUACACAUUCUACCUCCUACCCCUGAGUUAUGGACAACGAGUUUACCACAUCGAACUCAAGUAGUAUAUACGCCUGACUACAGCUACAUUCUCCACCGGAUCCGCGCCCGUCCCGGUAUGAAGAUAAUUGAGGCCGGGGCAGGGAGCGGAAGUUUUACGCACGCUUCCGCUAGGGCCGUUUACAACGGUUACCCCAAAGACGCACACGAUAUAAAGGGCAAAGUUUUCAGUUUCGAGUUUAACCACGAUCGAUAUCAGAAGAUGCAAAAGGAAAUCGAGGAUCAUCGCUUAGAUGGAAUCGUUCAGAUUACCCACAGAGAUGUUUAUAAUGACGGCUUUCUGGUCGACGGCGAAAGUCCCGGAGCUGAAUGUGUCUUCCUCGACCUACCAGCACCUUGGAAAGCACUUCCCCAUCUUGCGAGAAGUAGACCAACACCAUCUCAACUCUCAAGCAGCGGGCUAGACAGUCUUGAAGACACUGGAUCCGAAUGGAAAUCCCCGCUUCGUCCGGAUCGGACUGCCUAUCUUUGCACCUUCUCCCCGUGCAUUGAACAGGUUACUAGGACCAUUGAUGUCAUGCGCCGCCUGGGUUGGAUGGAAAUCGAAAUGGUCGAAGUUGCACAUAGGAGGAUAAAUGUCAUGCGAGAGCGGAUUGGUUUAAACUUACCUGCGGGGGAUCGAGGCGCGAGCCAGACAGCAGCGAACGUUGCAGAGGCUCUGGCCAAGUUACAGGAAGUCGAAGGUCGAGUUAAGACUUUUCGCGGUCAAUCCCGUGAUGAGGAUGUUGAGAUGGGUGAAGAUGACGUGGCGACGGCCGAUGGCAAUCCUAUCGACGGCAGUAAAACAUCUAUACUAGGCAAUGAGUCCGAAAGUGUUCAAUCACACAAACCCUGGAUGACAGGGAGAGUGAUUCAUCGGACAGAACCCGAGAUCAAGACGCAUACUUCAUACCUCGUCUUCGCACUACUGCCGCAGGAAUGGACAGAAGCGCAGGAGGCAGCAGCUUUUGAAAACUGGCCAUGCGGAAAGGAAAGCAAGGUCAUCGGAAAAUUAGAUAAGGAAGCACGAAAACAAGAGAAGCGAGAAUUACUCCAGGGAAAGAAGAGAAAGAAGGAUACUGAUAGCAGGUCCGAAGCUGAGCGCCCUUUACCAAAGAAGAGUAAGACGCCAUAGGUGGAAAACUUAAGAUACAUAGGUGUAGAUAUGGCAUAUGAUACCCCGGCCUAUAUGGUCAUUCAAUCAAUCUGAUAAGGACUCGUACUUGUCUCAAUAUCUAGGUAUUAUGUAUAGAUCUCCAGCCACAAGAUCUUGUAUACUCUAUAGAUUAAAACCUUGUAAAAAUAUUAUCAAAUAACUAAUUGAC
This is a messenger RNA of Daldinia vernicosa, 2075 nucleotides long. Its product is annotated as tRNA methyltransferase complex GCD14 subunit. The transcript has a single exon. The coding region runs from base 359 to 1885 and encodes 508 amino acids. Gene Ontology annotation, cellular component: nucleus; tRNA (m1A) methyltransferase complex. NCBI's taxonomy places the organism in Eukaryota, Fungi, Ascomycota, Sordariomycetes, Xylariales, Hypoxylaceae. The record is from RefSeq and is a predicted model, not a curated record. Gene Ontology annotation, biological process: tRNA methylation.